GCAUUUCAGGAAUAUGGGCAUUUUCUUGAAACUCUCUACAAGACAAAAGCAAAAAGACAACAGUUACAGACACAAGAUGUAUCUCUAAAUUACAUUGGCUAUUGGACAGAUAAUGGUGCCUAUUACUAUUACCAUACAGAGACUACCACAAACAAUAAUAGUAAGACCUACCAAGAUACGCUUAUUGACGUUCAAAAGUAUAGCGAGUCUGUCAGAUUACCUUAUGGGUAUAUACAGAUUGAUUCUUGGUGGUAUUAUAAAGGUUUUCAGGAUUCAGUAAAGACGUGGGAAGCCAGACCAGAUGUUUUUCCUAAUGGGAUCGGGUUUCUUCAUAGGAAAACAGGUCUUCCGAUAGUUGCUCACAACAGAUAUUGGGGACGUGAUACAUCAUAUGCCAAGAAAAAUAAUGGAAGUUUCACUUUUAUUGUGGAACGAAUUUUAUCUUUGCCAGAUGAUGAAAUGUUCUGGCCAAAUUUGUUUAGGACUUCCAAGAAGUGGGGUUUAGCAGUUUAUGAACAAGACUGGCUAGACAUUCAAACACUUGGUCUGGCUGCUCUUCAGACUGACCUCUAUCUGGGGGAGCGCUGGAUGACAAGAAUGGGAGGGGCGGCACAGGAUCAGAACCUCACCAUGCAGCUCUGUAUGUCCCUCCCUCGUCACGCCCUGACAAGUGUUACCCUACCCGCCAUUACACAGGCAAGGGUGAGUCAAGAUUAUCAUUUAGAACCGGAGCAAUGGCGGAUUGGAAUAUCUUCAAUGCUGGCGUCUGCUAUAGGUUUGGCACCAUACAAGGACACUUUCUGGUCUACACAUCAACAAACUGGUAACCCCAGAUAUCCAGAUAUCAGAGAGCCCUACCCAGCAUUAGAGGCGUUAAUAUCCACACUCAGUGCAGGCCCUGUAGGGCCAGGAGACCAAAUAAAUAAUUCCGACGUCGAACUUAUCAUGAGAUGCUGCGAUGGAAACGGUCGCCUGCUUAAACCGUCACGUCCCGCCACUGCCAUUGACAAACAAAUCAUUAAGGCUGCCAUACCUUCAGCUGACGGACCUGUUGGAGAAGUUUGGACAUCCUACACAACUAUUGUCUCUGACCGACCACGUGACUUUGGUAUCCUCAUGGCAACCAAUCUAUCAUCCCCAUACACCGUCAGGAAUUCAGACACUGGGUUCCCUGACAGUCUGAGGUCAGCUUUAGUGUUUCCAUUUGGCUUACCAGAAAUGUGGCAACCGUUUGAUGACGAUCACCCAUUGGUUCUGGACAAUUGUACCCGUGAGGACUUCUGCUUGUACUUAUUUAGUGCGAGAGAAACGGGUCUGAAUGGGACAGAUAUCGUUAUAUUCGGAGAAAUUUCUAAAUGGGUGCCUAUGUCACCUGAGAGGGUUACAAACAUUGUUCAUGCCGAAAUCAACAUGCGGGUUGGGAUCCGAGGUAAACCGGGAGAAACGGUUACCAUGGCAUUCUUAGUAAAUAACUCUACACGCCGGUCUUCAUGUCAGAUCGAUACAUCAGGUACAGCGAUGUUGGAUGCAUUAUAUGGAUGCAGUCCAAGCGGUGCAACAUCUCAUCAACCGUACGGACCAACUUCAGAUUCGACAUCACAUAGUUUAUCCACAAAACAUCUUUCCUCAGGUCAACCGACGUCGUAUGGACCGACAUCAGACCAGACGACACCUCACUCUUUAGCUAGUGUUCUUUAUAAACAUUACAGCUUAUGGCUUCUGAUC
Messenger RNA from Saccostrea cuccullata (small rock oyster), 1725 nucleotides. RefSeq lists its product as uncharacterized. The record is from RefSeq and is a predicted model, not a curated record. Lineage: Eukaryota; Metazoa; Mollusca; Bivalvia; Ostreida; Ostreidae. The transcript has 12 exons. The annotation marks the transcript as partial.